AUGGAGAAAGAAGGGGGUAUAAUGAGGAGAGAGCACCUUAUGCAGGAUUUUCGGGAGACCAUUGAUGCGUGCAACUUGAGAGACAUGGGGUUUAAAGGCUGUGCUUUUACCUGGCAACGUGGGAAAACAAUGGACACUGUAAUCCGAGAACGCCUUGAUAGGUUCUUAGGGGAUGAUGCAUGGUGCCAGCUUUUUCCCCAAUUUGAGGUUAAACAUUUGGUGAGAAUAGCUUCUGAUCAUGCGCCCAUAAUGAUGAAUACUGAUGUCGUUUUUGAUAGAGGAAAAAGAAGCAGGCCGUACCGUUUUGAAGCUUGGUGGUUAUCUAGUGCAGAAUGUGAAGAAGUGGUUGAUACGGCAUGGAAGGGUAAUAUAGCAGCUCUGCCGCAUGAAAAAGUGGCUCUAUGUGCAAGCUCCCUUACCUCAUGGGCUGGUAAGAAGUUUGGGGAUGUAAGAAAGAAAUUGAAAGCUCGUGAAAAUGAAUUAAGAGAGGCACAAGAGGCGGUCUUGGAUGGUCCUUCACUUAUGAAGUGCGAGAGUCUUGCGGAGGAGAUUGCCGAGUUGAGGAGGAUGGAGGAAUCUUAUUGGUUUGCAAGAGCUAGAGCAAAUGAGAUGAAAGAUGGGGAUAAAAAUACUGCUUAUUUUCACAAAAAGGCGAGUUACAGACAUGUACGAAAUUGGAUUGAUGGCAUUUAUGAUUCUAUGGGCGUAUGA
Messenger RNA from Chenopodium quinoa (quinoa), 711 nucleotides. RefSeq lists its product as uncharacterized. The transcript has a single exon. NCBI's taxonomy places the organism in Eukaryota, Viridiplantae, Streptophyta, Magnoliopsida, Caryophyllales, Amaranthaceae. The record is from RefSeq and is a predicted model, not a curated record. The coding region runs from base 1 to 711 and encodes 236 amino acids.